CAGAAACGAGUCCUCCCCGCCAAAAUGAAGACUCCACUUCACCGGGAGCGCAGGCUCGAGACUUCAGUCACUCCACAGCCCUAACAUUCCCUCAUAAUGCCCGCCCCCGACGCCUCCGGACAGCCCACAAAUGGCGCUUUCAAGUAUAGACGAGUCACGGAGCAACCAGAGAACCCGUUUGUCAACCUAGUUCCCGAGCAAAACAUUGCCAUUGUGCCCCAGUUCACCCUCGAAUCGGGUGUCGUCCUUCACAAUGUGCCCGUCGCAUACAAGACAUAUGGCACCCUCUCGCCAAGCGCCGACAACGCCAUGGUGAUAUGCCAUGCCCUUACAGGGAGUGCAGACGUGGGAGACUGGUGGGGCCCGCUACUGGGAGGUCCGGGGAAGGCCUUCGAUCUCUCUAGGUUCUUUGUCGUGUGCCUGAAUAGUCUCGGGAGUCCCUACGGGAGCGCGAGUCCCGUCACCGCCAAAGAUGGUGACCCGUCGCUAGGCCUAUAUGGUCCCGAGUUCCCUCUGACCACCGUCAGGGACGAUGUCAAUAUCUUCAAACUCAUCCUGGACGAUCUGGGCGUGAAACAGAUUGCCGUGGUCAUAGGAGGCUCCAUGGGCGGUAUGCUUGUCCUCGAGUUUGCAUACUUCGGUAAGGACUACGUCAGGAGCAUAGUCGCGAUUGCUACUUCUGCUCGCUACAGCGCCUGGGGAAUCAGCUGGGGCGAAGCACAGCGGCAGAGCAUCUACAGCGAUCCCAAAUACGACGAUGGAUAUUACUCCUUCGACGAUCCUCCUUCUACUGGACUGGGAGCUGCACGUAUGUCUGCCCUCCUGACGUACCGGAGUCGGGACUCAUUCGAAUCGCGGUUCGGAAGGAAUACCCCUGAUCUAUCACGUAAACAGAAUAUCACUGGAACUCUUCGGCCUACUUCACCCGCCCAUGAGCACUGGGCAAUACAUAAUGAGGGACAUAAGCAUGCAAGGUCACCGCGAGGCUCUCGCACGAGCAGCACAGCCCCAUUGCCUGUCAAUGCAGCAACCCAGACAGACCUGGAAUUCCACAGUGCCUCGAACUCCGGGACCUCCACUCCCGCAAGACCAGAAUCCGAGCCCUUGAAGAAUGAUUCCACAACAUCUCUGCCGAACAGGCGUCCUCCGACGUAUUUCUCGGCUCAGUCCUAUUUACGGUACCAAGGAGAAAAGUUUAUCAAGCGCUUCGACGCAAACUGUUACAUUGCCAUCUCCCGUAAGCUAGAUACUCACGAUGUCUCUCGAGACCGGUACCCGGAGGGCAAAGACCCAAGCAGUCUGGAUCCCGUCUCAGCGUUACACUACGCAUUGUCUCUCAUUGAACAGCCCGCUCUCAUAUUAGGAAUCCAGUCGGACGGACUCUUUACCUUUGCCGAGCAACAAGAGCUGGCAGCACAUAUACCCAAGGCCACUCUGAAGACCAUCGACUCGCCCGACGGUCAUGACGCUUUCUUGCUGGAGUUUGAGCAGGUGAACAAGCACCUGCUGGGCUUUUUGAACGAUAUUCUUCCUGACAUCAUGUCGCGUACGCCGCGCCUGGAUAGUCCGAAUCCAGAUACCGGGCUAGAGGCGACGAAGUCAAGUACUUUUGGAGAGGCCGAGGUGGAAGAUAUAACGGCUUGGUAGGUUCUGACAGGACCGUUAAAAGAUUUUUGAGUUCGGAGACACUUUUUCAUGCAACUCUUGGCACCUGUUGAAUAUGGUCGGCAACGCAUUGUUUGAGAACUAUGAAAGAUAUCCGGCAUUUGGUGGCGCUUGUGGAGCAUAUCGGCGUGUUGGAGUAUGAAGAAGGGGAGUACUGUCUGGGUUUCGGCAUAUGCUUGAAAGAAGCCCUGGGAUAGAUCUGGAGCAGUUGGCUGCAUGUGAGGUUCAACCCCUCCGCCGUUAUUUUAUGAAAUAGAUUCAAUGCAUAGAUAUCAUUC
This is a messenger RNA of Westerdykella ornata, 1943 nucleotides long. RefSeq names its product homoserine O-acetyltransferase. The record is from RefSeq and is a predicted model, not a curated record. The transcript is spliced from 3 exons. Bases 97 to 1647 code for a protein of 516 amino acids. Gene Ontology annotation, biological process: L-homoserine metabolic process. Gene Ontology annotation, molecular function: homoserine O-acetyltransferase activity. Lineage: Eukaryota; Fungi; Ascomycota; Dothideomycetes; Pleosporales; Sporormiaceae.